UGAUUUAUCAAAUGAAAUGAAUCGUUUACGAAAUGAAUUACUUAAUUCAAAACGUAAAAUUUAUGAACGUGAACAACAGCUAUUAAAAUUACAUCGUGAAGUACAUAAAUUACGUUCAGUAUUAGAUCAUUCAGAACAGAUGAAUACAAUGAUUAAAAUGACAACAACAUUACAACAACAACAACAACAACAACAAGAUUCACAUUAUAAUCACCAUUUAUCAAACAAUAUGAUGGAUAUCGACAUUCAAUCUACAAAUAAUAAUAAAUUAGAUAUAACACAACCAGAAAAGAAAAAAGGUGUUAGUGGUGAAUCAAUUACAACGACUAUUAAAACACCAGUAACAACUGAUAAAAAUAAUAAUAAUAAAAAUGAAAAUCGUUCAAAAAAUAUUAUAAAUUUUUUUUGGAAAGAUUUUGAUUGCCGCCGUAUUAUACAGGAUGCAUUGAUGGAUAAUUCAUUUCUGAAAAAUUAUCUAAAUAAUGAACAAAUGGAUUUAAUUGUAAAUUCAAUGUAUGUAAAAGAAUUUUCAAAAAAUCGUUAUAUUUGUCGUCGUGGUACAUAUGGUUCACAUCUUUAUGUUAUAAGUUAUGGUCAUUGUGAAAUUAUUGAUUGUCGUGAUCGACCGGUUAAUCAAAUUGGUCCGGGUAAAGCAUUCGGUGAAUUAGCAUUAUUAUAUAAUUGUACACGUACAGCAUCGGUACGAACAUUAACAAGAGUACGUACAUGGGUAUUAGAUCGUAAAGUAUUUCAAAUGAUUAUGAUGAAAACAUCAAUGGAUCGUACACAUUGUAUAAAACAAUUUUUAAAAAAAGUACCAUUAUUACAGAAUUUAAGUGAUGAAAAAAUUACAAAAAUAUCGGAUGCUGUUGAAGUGGAUUAUUAUCCACGCGGUGAAUAUAUUUGUCGUCAAGGAUGUUUUGGUGAUUCAUUUUAUAUAAUAAGUAAAGGUUCGGUUAGAGUAACUAAAGUACGACAAUCAUCAUCAUCAUCAAAUCAUCAAUAUUAUCAUCAUCAAUAUGAUUUGAUUGAUGAAGAAGAAGCUAUUAAAGAAGAAACAAUACGAACAUUAAAUGAAGGUGAUUAUUUUGGUGAACAGGCAUUAUUAUUAUUGGAUGAUACACGUGAAACAUUAUUACAACAAACAACAACAACAACAACAACAACAACAACAAAUGAACAAACAAAAACAGCUACAAUACAAACAGAAUUAUCCGAUAAUAUUGGUGCAAUACGUACGGCUAAUGUUAUUUCGGAAGAUUGUGAAUGUUUAAUAUUGGAUCAGGCAAAUUUUUUUAAUCUUCUUGGUGAAUUACAGGAAAUAAAAUAUAAAUCCUAUACUGAUUCGAUUAAUAAAAAUCAAAAACAUUCAUUAUCACCGGAUACAAUGAUAAAUGAAUGGCAAAAAUUUCAUUCAAAAUCAUCAACAUUAUCAUUAUCAUCAUCAACGGGAACAAUUAUAAAUGAACAAGAUUUAUCACCAUUUGAAUUGUUUGUUAAAAAUUUAAAAUUAAAUGAUUUAGAAAUAUUAACACAAUUAGGUAUGGGUGGUUUUGGUACUGUACAUCUUGUACGUUGUCGUAAUGAUCAUGAUAAAGUAUUUGCAAUGAAAAAAUGUUCAAAACAAUUUAUUCGUCAAUCACAUCAACAACAACAUAUUGUUAAUGAAAAAUUAGUAAUGAAAUGUGUUGCUGGUAAUAAUCAAUUUAUAAUUAAAUUAUAUCGUACAUUUCAAGAUGAUUUAAAUGUUUAUUUUCUUCUGGAAACGGCACUUGGUGGUGAAUUAUGGACUGUUUUAAGACAAAGAGGACCAUUCAAUGAACAAUGUGUUCGUUUUUAUGCUGCAUGUGUUAUCGAAGCAUUACAAUAUUUACAUUCAAAAAAUAUUAUCUAUCGUGAUUUAAAACCGGAAAAUUGUCUACUCGAUUCGGAUGGUUAUCUAAAAUUGACGGAUUUUGGUUUUAGUAAAUAUCUACCGGCUGGUGAAAAAACAUGGACAUUUUGUGGUACACCUGAAUAUGUAGCACCGGAAAUUAUAUUGAAUCGUGGCCAUGAUAAAGCUGUCGAUAUUUGGGCAUUAGGAAUAUUAAUUUAUGAAUUAUUAACUGGAUUACCACCAUUCAUAUCGAACGAUCCAUUACAAACCUAUCAUAUUAUAUUACGUGGUUUUGAUUCGAUUGGUUUUGAUGAGAAAAUAUUUUCCAAACAUUGUGUAAAUAUUAUACGUAAUCUUUGUUUAGAAAAUCCAAAUGAUAGACUUGGUAUACGUGGACGUAAUGGUUAUAAUGAUAUUAAAAGACAUAAAUGGUUUUUAGGUUUUAAUUGGAAUAUGUUAAUACAAAGAAAAUUAUUAGCACCAAUUAAACCAAAAUUAACAUCAAAUACUGAUACAAGACAUUUUGAUUGUUUCGAUAUGGAUACUAUAAUCGAUAAAUUUCAUUGUUAUGAUUCAAAAUUUGAAUGGAAUGCGGAAAAUGCAUUAGCUAUUGCUAGAAAUUAUCGACAACAAACAUUAGAAACAUUACAAUCAUUGAUGCGUAUCGAAUUUAAUUUAUUAAUCGAAAAAAGAUAUUGUCUUUAUUUGAAACAGAUUGUCUUCAUACAAAGAUUUAUUCGUUGUCGAAAUGAAACAAGACGUUUACGUAAUGAAUUUUUAUUAUUACGUAAAUCUACUAUUACUAUUCAACGAUGGUAUCGUUCGAAAAUAGCCGCUCGUAAACAACGUUUAAAUUAUAACCGGAUACGACAAGCGACGAUAAUCAUACAGCGAUGGUAUCGAUGUCGCCGUAAUAUAAUUAUAUGUAGAAAUUAUGUUGAAAAAUUCUUGAUACAUAGACAAAAAGCCGCUAUUACAAUACAACGAUUUUGGUAUGGUUAUCGAUGCCGUAAGCAAAUUUAUAAUAAAUAUCCAUUGCUUGAAAUUAUUUCAAUCAAUCUUGGUAAUUUGAAACAAAAAAAACAACCAUCAACAAUAAUCAUUACAAUCGGAAUGAAAACAGAAAAAAUAUUAAAACGAAUGGAAAAAUUGACAAAAAAUUCAAUGAUUAAUAAUCAUCAUCGUAUGAUUUCCGAUCAAUUUAUAAACGAUCUAAAUGAUUUAUAUCGUUUUACUAAAUAUUCAUUUGAAAUUUGUUAUCGUUUAUUACAAAAAUGGCAAAUAAUUAUACAAUGGUGGAUUGAUUUACUUAAGUGUAUAAAUCGUAGUGAACAACAUAAAAUGAUUGCUUUUUAUAUUGUAUCAAUAUUUUUAAAUUUACAAAAAAUUUCAUCGAUCAGUAUACAAUCAUCAGAUCAAUUAAUAACUGCAUUAAUUCAUAUAAUGUAUAAUCAUUUUAAUUAUCCAUCAUUAUUGACUAAUUCUUUAUAUUUAAUCAAUGGAUUAAUUGAUCAAAAUCCAGAUUUAAUUAAACAAUUAUCAAUAGAUCCAAAAUGGAAACGUUUAACCAAUCGUAUUGAAGGUCGUUAUUUACAACCAUUAAAAAUGAACAAUAUUGUUGGUGGUGGUCAACAGAUAAAUCAGGAUUCGGAACAACAACAACAAUGUGAUGAAUGUGGAAUAAUACAAAUUAUAAUUAAACAAAUUAUAAAUAAUAGUGACAUCUGUUGA
Messenger RNA from Dermatophagoides pteronyssinus (European house dust mite), 3607 nucleotides. Its product is annotated as cGMP-dependent protein kinase 1-like. The record is from RefSeq and is a predicted model, not a curated record. Gene Ontology annotation, molecular function: ATP binding; cGMP-dependent protein kinase activity. NCBI's taxonomy places the organism in Eukaryota, Metazoa, Arthropoda, Arachnida, Sarcoptiformes, Pyroglyphidae. Gene Ontology annotation, biological process: protein phosphorylation.